GGGAGAACUUCCGGUGCGUCUUCGCGGUUCCUGGUCGUGUGGCGAGGUCCGGGAGGCUACUGAAGGGGCUCUCUGGCCCCUUUCCAACUCCUCUGUUUUCGUUAGCGUGUAACCGAACAACCCUAUUACCGGCCCGCGGUGGCGGAGUGCCCUGAAUUAGGGCAUCUCGCCGGACGGCUGCUUCCCGGGCUUGAGGGCCCGCGGUGGGACCUUGGUGUCUCCGCAGGCCUUGCUCCCUGAGAAACCGUCACCGCUGACACCGUCGCCAGGACUUCCUGGGGGAUCCUGGGUUCUGGAAGACAAGACGUGUCCUCCUUUUUGGUCACCUACCACUGGUCCCAUGGCCGCCUUGCAGAUGGACCCUGAACUUGCCAAGCAACUCUUCUUUGAAGGGGCCACCGUGGUCAUCCUAAAUAUGCCCAAGGGGACAGAGUUUGGGAUUGACUACAACUCCUGGGAAGUGGGGCCCAAGUUCCGGGGCGUGAAGAUGAUCCCACCAGGAAUCCAUUUCCUCCACUACAGCUCUGUGGACAAAGCCAAUCCCAGGGAGGUGGGUCCUCGCAUGGGCUUUUUCCUUAGCCUGCAGCAGCGGGGGCUAAUGGUCUUGCGCUGGAAUGCAGUCCGGGAGGAGGUGGACCUAACCCCAGCCCCAGAGGCUGAGGUGGAAGCCAUGAGGGCCAACCUCCAGGAGCUGGACCAGUUCCUGGGACCUUAUCCAUAUGCCACCCUCAAAAAGUGGAUCUCACUCACCAACUUCAUCAGUGAGGCCACAAUGGAGAGGCUGCAACCUGAAAACCGGCAGAUCUGUGCCUUCUCAGAGGUGCUACCCGUGCUCUCCAUGAAGCACACCAAGGAUCGGGUGGGGCAGAAUCUACCCCACUGUGGCACCGAAUGCAAAAGCUACCAGGAGGGCCUGGCACGGCUGCCUGAAAUGAAACCCAGAGCUGGGACAGAGAUCCGCUUCUCAGAGCUGCCUACACAGAUGUUCCCCGCAGGUGCCUCGCCAGCAGAGAUAACCAGGCACAGCAUGGACCUGAGCUAUGCCCUGGAGACUGUGCUCAGCAAGCAGUUCCCUGGCAGCCCCCAGGAUGUACUCGGUGAACUCCAAUUUGCCUUUGUAUGCUUCCUGCUGGGAAAUGUGUAUGAGGCAUUUGAGCACUGGAAGCGGCUCCUGAACCUUCUGUGCCGGUCAGAAGAAGCCAUGGUGAAGCACAAUACCCUGUACAUCAACCUCAUCUCUAUCCUGUACCAUCAGCUUGGAGAGAUCCCUGCCGAUUUCUUUGUGGAUAUUGUCUCCCAGAACAACUUUCUCACCAGCACCUUACAGGUUUUCUUUUCCUCUGCCUGCAGCAUUGCAGUGGAUGCUACUCUGAGGCAGAAAGCUGAAAAGUUCCAAGCUCACCUGACCAAGAAGUUCCGGUGGGACUUUGAGGCGGAGCCUGAGGACUGUGCCCCCGUGGUGGUAGAGCUCCCUGAGGGUGCGGAGACCGGCUAACUGGGAAAGCUCAGCCCUGGGAGACUCCUUCCCACAUGGUCGCAGUCCUGGCCUCUCUAUCACCCCUUCCUACAGGAACUUGCCGGAGCAGCAGUCCUACCAGAUUCUACAAAGAUGGAGCCAGCCAGAAAUCCUUCCCGUAGUAAUAAGUAAGUUCCAUUAGUGCCAAAGAAGCUGUAUUCACCCUGAAGGCACUUUCGUGGGUUCCAGUCAACCUGGACUUGGUGCUAACCUUACUGGAUUCCAAAUGGGCUCUUCCGAAGCUCCUGGGAGAGACCUGCCUUAGCAGCUAUCUACUUGCUUCUGAAAGAGAAAAAAGAACAACCAAAGCCAUGGAAAACAGAUUUGCUUACUACAGAGUAUGAUUAGAAAACAAGAAACCCUGGACUGCCCCACAAGUCUGAGAUGUCAGUUGGUGACUGUUUUGAAGAGAAGUUUCGAAGGCUAACAGGGAAUGAGCCAGAAUUUCUGCCUGCCCCUUGUUGAGUGGAUAUAUGUCACAGAAAAUUUGGCCAUGUUUUUCCAGGAGCCCCAAAUUGGGAAGGGUGUAACACUGAAAGUGUUUGAGUCUUGAUUCUUACUUUCUCCAUCUAAGUCCCAUUUCCCUGUCCAAAGGUCCCUGUGGGCAAUCUUCCAAGAUUUCUGUGGUCCCUGAGCUCAGAGUCCUAGCAGGUGCCACUCCCUUCCCAUGCGUUCCAUUCUGAGGCCCAAACCCAGAUGUGGGACUUGGCGACCUACCUUGUGGCCCCAGUCCUCACUAGAACCACCGUGACUAUUUCUGAUGACCUGGGGGUUCAACAACAAAAGGAAAGGUCCUUGCUCUAUGCCUCUUCUUGCAAGCUCUAGAGAUGACCUGGCUAGUCUAGAUUCUCCCCAUUGUGCUCUAGAGACAUCAGCCACUGAAGUAAUGACACACUGGUUGUCUGGGAGUCGUCAGAGCAUUCCCUUUGUGCACACAGGCCCUGCUACCCUGACCUUGUACUGUACUGUGGUCAGAUUCCCUUUGCCCUUUCUUUCCAAGACUGUUUCCUUUCCAGGUUUUGGAAGAAGAAUUCCUGCUGGUUAAGACUUAAGGAUCCACUUGUUUCCUUGGAGAUAUUUUUCCAAGAGCAUAAUGUACAUUAAAGUGUUUUGAGUUGAGACUAAAUCCCCUUGUGUGAGUCUCUCUUGCAGUUAAUCUGCUCAAUUUCCAGAGCAGCCAGGCCACUAUUGGUGGAUACAUUUCCUCUGUACUGAGUGCCAGGAAACCCUGUCCAAUCUUUGCCAGCUGUGGAGGACGCAAGCUUCGAGCGUUACCCUCCGUUACCAGUGGAGUUGCUGAGACAGGCACACCCGAAGGAAGGAAUGCUACCCUGUCUAGUAGUCACCCCAUCUACGCUUUCCCUCAGUUAUUUCACUUUGCGCUUCUCAGUUACCCAUAGUCAGCUGUAAUCUGAAAACUUUACUUAGGAUAUUUUGAAAGCGAUGACAUUCAUAUAACUUUUAUUGCAGUGUAUCAUUAUAAUUGUUCUAUUAAUCUGUGCCCAAUUUAGAAAUUCAACUUUAUCAUAGGUAUGUAUAUGUAUAAAAAAAUCAUACAGGGCCUCCCCUGGUGGUGCAGCAUUUGAGCCCUGGGCUGUGAGGCUGCCCGCAGCCUCUGCAGCGCCGGUUUGAUCCCCGGCUGCCGGCAAAAGUCCCAAAUGGCACGACAGACCCCUCUUGCCGUGCCCGCUGCUCCCCUCAGCAGUGUAUUUCUGUCAGUCUGCCUGUUCUGUUCCCCGCUCUGGCCCUGGUGAAUUCUCUCACCCUCCCGCGCUUCUGACUGUACCCAG
Molecule: messenger RNA, 3306 nt
Organism: Talpa occidentalis (Iberian mole)
Lineage: Eukaryota; Metazoa; Chordata; Mammalia; Eulipotyphla; Talpidae
Gene: AAR2
Product: AAR2 splicing factor
Exons: 4
Coding region: 341-1495 (384 amino acids)
Biological process (GO): spliceosomal tri-snRNP complex assembly
Source: RefSeq, a predicted model, not a curated record